AUGUCAGUAACAGUAUCAGAUCACGAUAGUAAAAAGAACUUGAAGAUAAUCUCUCAGCCUCCCACGCUUCGAAUUAUUCCACCAUUGAAUUUCUGCCCUGUAGAAAAGCAUUUGUACCGUUCCGGCCAGCCUUCCAUUAUAAAUCAGUCUUUCUUGCAGGAUUUAAAUUUAAAGACCAUCAUAUGGCUAGCAAGUGAGGAGCCACAGGAAGAUUUUUUGGACUACUGUUCAUCGAAUAACAUCGACAUUGAGUUUGUGGGGAUGAUGAAUGACUACAAUUACCAAAGUGUGAAUCCGUGGGAUGCCUUAACGGAAGGGACGAUCAAAAAGGCGUUGGAGUUGAUUUUGAAUAAAGAAAACCAUCCGUUAUUGGUCUGCUGUGGGAUGGGGAGACAUAGAACCGGGACGGUGAUUGGGUGUUUAAGAAGGUUGCAGGGUUGGAAUUUGGCCAGUGUAAGUGAAGAAUAUAGAAGAUUCACUGGAGCUAGAGGUGGCAGAAUCUUGGUAGAGUUAUUGAUUGAGAGCUUUGAUUUGGGACUAGUGGAGGUGAAUCUGGAGAUGAUACCUGAGUGGUUAAAGAAUUGA
Dujonia railenensis is the source of this 585-nucleotide messenger RNA. Lineage: Eukaryota; Fungi; Ascomycota; Pichiomycetes; Serinales; Debaryomycetaceae. The record is from the annotation of a GenBank genome assembly.